Messenger RNA from Microcebus murinus (gray mouse lemur), 4286 nucleotides. RefSeq names its product syntaxin 1B (gene STX1B). Gene Ontology annotation, molecular function: SNARE binding; SNAP receptor activity. The record is from RefSeq and is a predicted model, not a curated record. Lineage: Eukaryota; Metazoa; Chordata; Mammalia; Primates; Cheirogaleidae. Gene Ontology annotation, biological process: exocytic insertion of neurotransmitter receptor to postsynaptic membrane; synaptic vesicle fusion to presynaptic active zone membrane; intracellular protein transport. Gene Ontology annotation, cellular component: SNARE complex; endomembrane system; plasma membrane.
CCGCAUCGCCACCGCAGCCCAGGCAGAGCCGAGCCAGCCCCGGCCCCUGUCCCUGCCGGCACUCGGCCCACCGCCCCGGCCCCGCCCCCGCCCCCGCCCGCAGGGCCCCCGCAGCGGCUCCGGCGACCCCCCCUCCCCGGCGCCCCCAGACCCCAGCCUCCGGCACCGAGGCGGGAGACCGGGAGCAGCGGCAGAGGCAGGAGGACUAGGAGGAGGAGGAGGAGCCGUCGCAGGAUGAAGGAUCGGACUCAGGAGCUGCGGAGUGCGAAAGACAGUGAUGAUGAGGAGGAGGUGGUCCAUGUGGAUCGAGACCACUUUAUGGAUGAGUUCUUUGAACAGGUGGAAGAGAUCCGAGGCUGCAUUGAGAAACUGUCGGAAGAUGUGGAGCAGGUGAAAAAACAGCAUAGUGCCAUCCUGGCUGCCCCCAACCCAGAUGAGAAGACCAAACAGGAGCUGGAGGACCUCACUGCAGACAUCAAGAAGACGGCCAACAAGGUUCGGUCCAAGUUGAAAGCGAUCGAGCAAAGCAUUGAACAGGAGGAGGGUCUGAACCGUUCCUCCGCGGACCUGCGCAUCCGCAAGACCCAGCACUCCACACUCUCCAGGAAGUUCGUGGAGGUAAUGACCGAAUAUAACGCGACCCAGUCCAAGUACCGGGACCGCUGCAAGGACCGGAUCCAGCGGCAGCUGGAGAUCACUGGAAGGACCACAACCAAUGAGGAGCUGGAAGACAUGCUGGAGAGCGGGAAGCUGGCCAUCUUCACAGAUGAUAUCAAAAUGGACUCACAGAUGACGAAGCAGGCACUGAACGAGAUCGAGACGAGGCACAACGAGAUCAUCAAACUGGAAACCAGCAUCCGAGAGCUGCACGACAUGUUUGUGGACAUGGCCAUGCUUGUGGAAAGCCAGGGUGAGAUGAUUGACCGCAUUGAGUACAACGUGGAACAUUCCGUGGACUAUGUGGAGCGAGCCGUGUCCGACACCAAGAAAGCUGUGAAAUAUCAGAGCAAGGCGCGGAGGAAGAAAAUCAUGAUCAUCAUUUGCUGUGUGGUGCUGGGGGUGGUCUUGGCGUCAUCCAUUGGGGGGACGCUGGGCUUGUAGGCCCCCCUUCUCUCUCCCAGAGCCCUCCUCCACCACAUCGGGAGCAAUACCCCCACUGCCCCUCUCACUCCAGCCCUGCUCCAGCUCACCCCAACCCAGACCCAGGCAGCCCCACCCCCCCUCACCCCACGGCAGACCCUGGAGUCCCUGGACCUCACCCUGCCAUGGACCACCCCCUGCCCCCGCACGUAGAUAGCAGCAGGCGUGAUUACACAUGCACACCAACAUGCAUGCCGCCGGCACAUGCUCGAGACGUGUGGACACCCCAGCGUGUGUGUACGUGUGUAGAUGUGUGUAGAUGCACCCGAUCACUCCCACACCCUCCACCUCAAGUCUGUGUGUGGUCUGAGCCUCCCCCUUCACCUGGGUUGUUGUGUAGACUGUGGCCGAGUACAACACAGCAGCCCGCCAUGCCCCUCCCUGUCUUCUGUGAAGAGGUAUGUGUGUGUACGUGUGAAACCACAGGUCUGUGGACACCCAGUUUGUGUACAUGGAAUUUUGUGUUUUGAGUGUUUGAACCUAAUGCAACAGCAGGAUAGCCCCUCCCCUGUGUCUGCUACAAAUGGGGCAGGUUGUGUGUGCACAGACACUCACACUCGCAUCUCAGAGGAUCCCGGAAGGCCCGGUACACACAGGCCACGGCAGACACUCCUGUGAUAUAGGACAAACUCUCCCGGCUUAGUUACCCCAGUGUCCCGGGGAGGGGUGUGUGUGUGUGUGUGUGUGUAUGUAUGUGUGUGUGUGUAUCUCCAGGGUGUGCCCAAAGUGCUGAUGGGACUUCUCAGAUGGAGCCCUCCACACUGUGGACUGGACACCAGUUUUGGGUGGACACAGAAAUUUGUACUUCUAUGCUACCUAGAAUAUGGCUGUGUGAGUGUGUGUGUGCGUGCGCGCGCGCGUGUUUAGGGGCUUUCUACAUAGUGUGUUUCUGCCCCCUGUGUAUUAUACAUACACGUGUUUAUUUAAGGACAUGUGCCCCAUCUGGGUUUGUUUAUCCAGGCUUAUUUGCCUCACCUCUGUCCCCAGAGCUGCUGACCGAUAUCUGGUGUGGCUGCACACACUGCUACAUCGACAUUGUGCAACUGGAGCUUGCUGCCUGCGAGGCCUCAGGGCCCCUGUGCGCACAUGCCCAGACCCUUAUCUUUCUCCGUCUCUGCCUAAGGAUACGCCUGAGCCCGUGAGAGCUGGUACACCGCAGGGUGCUGACGCACGCCAAGGCUGAGGAGGUCCCGUGAAGGUGGCCGCACCCAGGCACACACACGCACACUGUGCACGCUAACAUUGUUGUGGUGCCUGUCCGGGCCCACACCGGUUAGCACAGGAGUGCCUCCUGGAAGGGCUGUUUGCAGGGAUGUUACUGAUGAGUCGACAUGUCAAGGGCUGCCCCAGCCAGAUUGAAAACCUCACACACUCACCAAGAAGGUCGAUGUUGGUCCCUACUGCUCCAUUGGAUGCUCUGAGCUCUGCCUCAGGGAACUUGGGUUUGGGAACCAUUUAUUUCGGACGUACUGGCAUGGUCAGUGUGGCAGUGGCUAUUCAGGGUGGGUGAGGUCCUGGGGCCCAUCCCCUGGACACCUCUUCUGCUGAAAUGUCAGCAAUGGCUGCUCCCCACUCCAGCAGGGAUUGAAGGUGGGGUACGGGCCCAGGUUCCUGAUGGUGAGGAAAGGGCUAGCUCCUCCCCUGUUGUGUAGACAACAUGGGCAUGGCUUGCAGGUUUGUGUGUUUGGUGGUGGUAGGAGGUGCAUGGAAGAAAGGACAAUGUUAGAAUCCCCCCUCCAUGGCCCAGGAUCAUGUAGGUUGAACGCAUAAGUACUUGAAUGUGUCCUGCCCUGGGGUAGGACAUGCAUGUGCUCAGGGUGAAAGGUCCUGCAUCAUGUGAAGUGUGUGUAUGUGUGUGUGUGUGUGUGUGAGAGAGAGAGGCCAUGCAGAUGUGACCUCCCGGAACAUAACACCCCUCCCACCCCCACCCCAGCCCAGACAGCCAACCUCUCCCCUGCCUGGCUGUGUGGGCCCUGCCCACCUAGUCUGUGUGUGUCAGUGUGGCCACAUGUUUGUAAGCCCCAGGUCGGCUGUCCUGAGGUGGGGAGCCUGCCUGUCCAUUCCUAGAAGGCCCUGCUGCAGGACAGGAAGUCUGCCCUGGAGUGUGGCCACGGCCCUCCUGCUCCAAUCUCAGGCGUCUUUGGAGACAUCAGAAUUGGCCCCAGCGCCCAACCCCCUUCUUCCUUCCUGCCUCCCAGACAGGACCCCCUUUCAGUCCAGGUGUUUCCGGAAGUCUCACGGCCUUGGGGCCACAAGAGAAGGGUGGAGCCGUGGCUGGAGUGCUGUUCCUGCCUCCUCGAGUGGCCCACAGCUGCCCAUCUCUGGGCCUCAGGUGGACCAGGGGAUCCCUGAGGGUCUGCUGUGCCCCAACUUUCUACAAGUCCCACACGUCAUACGAUGUGUUUGCUUGUUGGCUGCCAUCUCUGUGUGUGUCCUGGAGUGUCGUCUGGAGGCUGGUGUCUUUUGCAUGCUCUCGGACAAAUGUGUGCUGCCCACCCUCCACGCACCUACAACCAUCAAGCCCAAGUGUGCCCCGUGGGUGGUCCCGGGCCUGGCCAGGGCUCAACGCUUCCCCUUCCUCUUUCUCCCUGUCCCUGCCUCUCAGCAAGCACACUGCGUGUCCACCCCAUGUGCCCGUGGGUCGAUGCACGCUCUCGCCACGCCUUGAGCGUGUACAUAUGAUGUGUUCUAUGCAUUCACCCUGCCCCCCCAGCCUGCCCCGCAGAGGACAAGAUGGGUGGCCCCCGGCUCCCUUCUCCCCCACCCACCUCCUGCCCGCUGUGCAGCCGUGUGCGUUGGCGUGUGUUUCUGUGUCGCUGGCGUGUCACGUGAUGUAGCCGUGUUUGCUGACAUGAGCCCCUGCCCCCUUCUCUGUUUCUCCGUUGGUUUCUAGAGCUCUCUCCCCCAACUCCCCAGAGGGGACAGGACUUCUGGGGCCUGGCUGGGGGCCCAGAGCCAGGCCCCCCUCCUGUUAGCCCUCAGAGCCCCAUUUCUCUCUAUUGGUGACCAAGUUGCAAAUGGAUAAAACACAGGAAAAUUCUGCCCCCCCCAGCCCUGCAUGUCCUGUCCCCAGAGCCCCCCACCCCAACCCCGGGCCGGGUCGGGCCCCGUGGGACGGGAGAAAUAGCAACCAAUCCAACAGCGGG